AUGCUGGCCUAUUCCUACGGAUCUUCAAUUUCCUCCCCCUCCAUCACCAUUUCAACGUUCGACUUAACGUCGUUCACUACGGAUCAAUUCCAGCAACCAUGGCUUCCCUCACCCCCGCCUCCACAGCCCUCGGCUUCCAGUUUGAACAUCAGCAACAACAACAACAACAACAGUGCUCUCGAGGACUUCGUACUCUACCCAGCUCCACCCCGUCCACAGCCUCGGGUAGCUCCUUCGAAUAUUGCCCAUAGGCCUUCAGCUCUCCAGCCCUUUCUGGCUCAGAAUACUCCUCGUCGACACUCUCCAAGUCUGCAGUUGCAAAGACAUCUUCAGCAGCCGUUCUCUGGUUCCCCUGUCCCGGAUCCUAGAGUGACCCAGCUUGCCCGGUCUCCUUCCCACUGGUCUCAUCCCAUUGCAAAUUAUUCCCGCUCGGGUUCUUUGCCUAUCAACACUCCCCAACGUCCCCCCAAUUCGCCGUUUCACGCCGGUCCUUCUGAUUUAAAGAAGAAACGUAUGAUCGCUUUUCUCCGCAACAUGUCCGCCACGAAUUUCCAAGACAACGACGCCGAACUUUUCGGUCUCCCCUCUACCGGCGUCAUGGAGUCUCCAAUGGCCUUUGGUCAGCUUCCUCUGGGCCUUGAUACCGACUCUGCCUUUUCAUCCGAAAUUCCGCAGGGUACCAUCUCUCCCAAGGAUCUGAUGUUUGACCACUCCGUGCCUCCAUCUGGCACCUUCACUGAUCUCAGCACCCCGCCUUUUGACUCUCCCGCCACGUUCAGCCAGAACCCCUCCCCUCUGUUCACUGACGUGGAUUUCAUGGGCCAGGAUGACUGGGCGCCCCUCUUCCACGAUGGCUCUGCUACUCCCAACGUCUUUGAUGCCUCGUUCACCGUCGCUGCUGCCUUGGCAGACGUCAAGAAGCCUGAAUCUGAGCAGCCCUUCCCUAUGUCUCUGCCCAGGCGCGUCUCUGCCAAGGCUUCUCCCAUUUCUGCGACUGGCACUACAAAGCACUCCAGCGUUUCCGGUAUCUCCCGCCAACGCAAGGAGCUUUCGCCCAUCGAGUUUGACCCGACUGACCCUAUUGCCGCCAAGCGGGCUCGUAACACCGAGGCCGCGCGAAAGUCGCGUGCGAAGAAGAUGGAACGCCAGUCUACUGCCGAGACCCGCAUUCGUGAACUCGAGCAGCAGUUGGCCAAGCGUGAUGAGAUGAUCGCCAACCUCCAAGCUCAGCUUGAAAUUCAAAAGAGCCUCCAGUGA
Penicillium taxi is the source of this 1257-nucleotide messenger RNA. RefSeq names its product amino acid starvation-responsive transcription factor GCN4 (gene cpcA). Gene Ontology annotation, biological process: regulation of DNA-templated transcription. Bases 1 to 1257 code for a protein of 418 amino acids. The record is from RefSeq and is a predicted model, not a curated record. NCBI's taxonomy places the organism in Eukaryota, Fungi, Ascomycota, Eurotiomycetes, Eurotiales, Aspergillaceae. Gene Ontology annotation, molecular function: DNA-binding transcription factor activity. The transcript is spliced from 2 exons.